Molecule: messenger RNA, 403 nt
Organism: Haliotis rufescens (red abalone)
Lineage: Eukaryota; Metazoa; Mollusca; Gastropoda; Lepetellida; Haliotidae
Exons: 4
Coding region: 84-398 (104 amino acids)
Molecular function (GO): calcium ion binding
Source: RefSeq, a predicted model, not a curated record
UGAGAAGUAACGCACCCGCUUGUCGGUAGUAUCAGCCAGACAGCCUUGUGGAACACUAGCUGUACUUCUCCUCCUCCAGAACCAUGAUAGUUUUCCUUGUUCUAAUCGGAUCUGUAGCAGUUUAUGGAAAACACUACUCCUGCAACCACACCAACCAUGACCAGCUGCUCCCGAGCCAGGUGAUCAGCAACGUCAUCGCCGACAUUGACACAGAUGGCGACGGCAUUGUGGAGCCAACCGAGGUCCAGGCGGAGUUCGUCGCCAGAUAUGACGUUGACAAAAACGGAAGUAUCACAGAGGAAGAGUUUGUAAAACAAAGGCAUCGGCACUACCUCGACGUUCGCAACUUUGUUGGCUAUCUCUUCCACAAUUUCGACGUGAACACGACAACAGUCUGACCGAC